UUAUCUAGGAUUUCCAUCGUGAUUUGUCACUAUUUAAAUAAAACUGAACUGAAUUGAAGUUGCGUUCAGUAAGUGUUGAUGCAGAAAAGGAUCCAAAACAAAAGACUGACCGUUAUUUAGUUGAGGUUUAUGAAAAUCCACAACAGAGAAUCAACUAAUGAAUCCAAAUGUCUGAAAAAGUCAUAAAGCAUAAUCAGCAGGGAGAACUGAACUGAACAGGCCGACAAAGGGAGGCAGCGACUACAUCCACAAAGAGGUGAGAGACACCUGGAAGAGACAGAGAAGUAAAACUAAAUACUAAACACACAGACGCUGCCAAAAUAAAACAGGAAGUAACUAAAACAUAAACACGGCUCCCACAGACCAAGAAUUAACAACAAGACAUGGGAACAAACUGAAAACUCAACCUAUGAAAAAAUUAAAAAGCUCAAACACAUAAUAAAAAAAACGAAACUAGAAUUACAAGAAUAGAGAAAAUCACAAAGAGGAAAACUCUUAAGUAAGGACAGACACAGGACCAAGACAAGUAGACUCAAACCUAAGAGCACAAAUUCAUGAGGAAAGCGUCGUUUUUCUUGACUUGUUUUUGCAACCAGACGAAACGCCCCCUGCUGGCCAUUAGAAAGACUGCAUGUUUAAGACACCUCUGUAUUGAUAUGUUUUACAUGAAGUCUAUAUUUUAUGUGAGAUUUGUGACCCUCUCUUCCUUCUUCUUUGUCUGUCAAGUUCCAGUUGGAGGAAAUGUGAAAGUGGAGGUGGAAUAUCUGUACACAGCUGAUUCCAAACUGACUACAGUAAGGCUGAGCUGUCACGUCAGCAGAGGAACUUUUCCUUACAUCUCCUGGCUCUUCAAUGACUCUGUCCUUCCCUCUGAGUCUCAUCCGGAUUCCCACACUCAUCCCAUCCUGCCUCACAUUGCCUUCGCUGACCGAAGACGAUCCCUCAUCCUCACUAAGCUCAGCCCUGAGGAGUCUGGGUAUUACCGCUGCAGGGCCAGGGACAGCUACGAUGACUCUGGGCCCUGGGUGGAGAGUGCAGCUGAGCUGGUCCAAGUCACAGUCAACUCCAUGUCUCAAGCAGCGUCCUCAACCGAAACGCCACNAAGUCAAGGUUUUUGCGUGAAUAUCACAGAAGCUGUCACCAUCGCAUUCUGCUGCUUCGUUCUCCUCGUGCUAGCAGUGGGUUCAGCCUGCGUGUACAAGAUGUUUGAAAACAAGCAAGCUCAUACCAACAGUGUUCCAGCAAAGUAAGUUUUACACCUGAAACACUCCAACUAUAACUAAGUGUGAUCAUCUUAUAUUUACAUAACACUUUAAAGCCUGAAAAAUGAAAUAAUGCAAGAAAAUUCUUUUUUUUAAUGGAGUAUUUAGCGAACUUUCUGAUGAAGUAAAAAAAAUAAAAAUUAAAUACUAAUUUGCAUAUAAAAGUUGUAGUUUGUAUCAUAUUUGCUACAUGUGGUAUUGUUCUGCAGUUUAUUCCUUAAAAAUGU
Messenger RNA from Haplochromis burtoni (Burton's mouthbrooder), 1489 nucleotides. RefSeq lists its product as uncharacterized. The transcript has 5 exons. Lineage: Eukaryota; Metazoa; Chordata; Actinopteri; Cichliformes; Cichlidae. The coding region runs from base 555 to 1250 and encodes 231 amino acids. The record is from RefSeq and is a predicted model, not a curated record.